CAGCCAAGCAUAAGCUUUAACAGUUAAGCCACGCGAAUACUGUAGAAAAUUGCGUUUGCAACGGAAUAACAUAAUGGUUACUUUAUAAAAGUGUAUCGAAAUUCGAUUCGGUGAUUGCGAUGCGUCGUGUCAAAAUGGUGUGUUUAUAAGGGCGCCGAAAGUUUCGUCUCAAGCUACGUGGAUCGCUAAAUCGAAAUGUAAUCUAAGAUGUUCUUGUCCGUAUUGUGGCCCGAUAAAUGUUAGUGGCUCAUCGUUAUUAUUCAGUCCCGAGAUUGGACGAUAGUACCGCUUCGUGACAUCGCCAACAGGCGCGAGGCAGAAUGCGGCAGUAGGGGCGGCCCAUGGCGGCGAGCGGCGCCCCGGUGCGCCAGCCGCGCCGCGGUCCAGCGCCCAUCGCCUCCUUCGACCACGACGUCUCUGACGAGGUGAGACCGCCAUCAAGUCCAGAAACAAAGCAAUCAUUUCGCCUGCCCGAGAUCAGAGAGGACCCCGCAGGCUCCCCACGAGUCACUGGUGGCGAAUCUCUCGCACCUCCAGAACAGCGUGCCCGUUCGCAUUCCACGCCAGCAGCAGGGGGGCUGAUUACGCCGGCCACACCGCGUAUCGAUAUAUCUCGUGCUUCUAGCUCGAGCCACCACGAUUCGCGAGAUAGUUCACCUGAAUUAGCUUUGUUCGCGGGAAACGGCGGGAGUGAAGACGGAAGAGCCAAACUUGAAUUAGGUUUUCGCGAAGACGGCGCUCUAGAUCUUCGGUCUUCAACUGAGGAGCUUGCUUUUCUAGAGGGUGCUCCUGGAGAGCCCCGUGCACCACCUCCUGCCGUUGAGCGCCGACAUUCCCGCAAAGACAGCCAGAGCUCGGAAGCUGCGCUCUUGGCCGUUUCUGGACGCACCAGUCGAUUAUCUAGCAUCGGCUCUCAAUGCUCAGCACACUCAGCCCUAUCCGGCUUGAGUCGCACGUCGCGCUUAUCGGUAGUGUCUGGAGUUUCACGUUCACCUUCACCUCACAGAAUGUUGUUAGAAACAUCAUUCUGCGGGCCUCGCCCAAUUGAAAACGAUCCAGAAAUUUGUGCAGCUGUAGUCGAAGAGCAUCUCCUUGAAAUCGCCAAAAUGACGGUUCCUCCUCCGACACCAGUAGAUGCCCGAGACCAUAGAGAAAUCCGCACCGAAGCUACAGUGGAAAAGACAGUGAUUCGGUCUUCACCAUCAUCGGCAACAGUUUCAUUAGCUUCCACCCCAGUGGCAAUCACCGUGUCUGUUUCCACAGUCACAGCUACACACACCACGACACCUAAAGUGAUUGUACCCGAAGAAAAGCCACCUAUAGAAUCCACUGAACCUGCUUCAGUUACCUCACCUCUACCGACAGAGGAAGAAAAACGUCGGAAGGAAACGAAUAAUAGAGCUAGAGCUGAAGAGCGGCGCGCUAGACCCAGACUGCGGCGCGAGCCCUCCGAACCCGAGGUUUACAAAAGUAAAAAUAGAUCAAAGAAUAUCAUUAGAAUAAAAUUAAAACCAGACGAUGAAUAUGAAGAAGAACCUGGAACGGAACUGACACUAAGUUACGAACCGGAUAAAUCUUCAGGUGAUUACAAACCGGCGAUUUUAGAAGUCGAUGCUGGUUCUUCACGAGCUAUUCGGCCGACCGAGUUGGUCGGCCGGGCUCCGCCAAGCCCGGCACCCCAUCAGCGUCGUUCACAUCGCGAAAGCCGCACGCCUUCACCAGUGGGACCACCCGUAUCACGGAAAUCAUCUUUUUGUUCACUUUUUAAAUCUCGAGAGACAAUAGCAUCACCUGACUCUCCGUCGGAUGCUUUGAGACGUAAACGAAGCUUAACAGACGGCCGAUCACGCAGUAAAAGUCGCGAUCGUUCAGCAACACCGACCUCUGCGAGCAAGAUUCGUGGAUCAGUGCUCUCCCUAUUUCGGACCCCAAGACGAAGCGCUGCAUCUCCAUCUCCUAGCUCUCGAGAGGGAUCGCCGAUCGUACAUCAACAGCGGCCCCUUGCUACUUCUUUACAAAUGGAGCGCACGCGUCCUGUCGAACGUCUUAAAUAUUACGAAGACACAAGAGACGGAAUUAUUCACAUUCCAUUGCGAACACCGCCGGACGAAAGGCCGAGUUCAAGUGCCGCUCGCUGUAAUUCGGAUGUUGAACCGAAAGCAAUAGAGGCAACGGUACACAGAGAGCCUGUGAGACCUGCUUCAGCACCCGUCGCUCGUACCUUACCAGACUCUGUUCCGGGGCCAGCGCGAACUCCGUCCAAACCAAUUCAUAGACAAGUUCUACCCGACGGAAGUAUCAUAAUACCCCUACAUUCGCCCACCGAGAAAAGUUACGAAAUUGAUUAUUCAACUCCCAUUUCUAUUGAACUUACUCAGGAUGCCGUUGCUCAACACGAUACUCCUGUAUCUACAUCGAACGGAAUAUCAUUCACAGAGGACAGAGACGCAGCCGACAGAUCCGAAGCAAGCUUAACAAAAGAGCAAAGCAUUGAAAAAGUGCAAAUCAGCACACCGGUUGAUCCGAAACACGUGAUAGAUGAGGGCCACCGAAAAAGGAAAGAGCGAAUCGUAUUCACAACUCAUGUCGGUAGCCGAGAACAAGUUUUUAGUACGCAAUUCAGCAUAACAAAGACGCCGAGCGUAACAAGUGAAAUAUCCGGCUCAUUUCCGAGCUUCCACGACGUUGAAGAUACUCGACUGCCGACCGUGAAAGACGUUGCACCUGUGACGGAAAACGGAAAUUGUGACGAGAUACCUAAGCCGAGCGGGUCUAGUGUGACGACCCCACAUGACGCAGUUGACGCACCCCGCGAUUCUUCAGAGUCAGAGCCGAGCUCUGAAACAGCUCCUCCACAAGGCGGUAGUGAGGUGGAGCGGCGCGGACUUGUAGUGCAAGAGUCAUUUGAAGAGGAACUGCCUUACGUACCGACGACGCUACCGAUGGAGCGGCCGGUCGCGUUACCCAUGAUACCGGUGCGGGAACGCGCUGGAGUGCACGUGUCGGCAGUAGAGCGACCGCGGGCGGCGCCCCCACCGACCCCGCGCCCGCGGAUGCCGCCUCCUCCGCCGGUUCCGGCCCGCGACCCACCGCCGGCCGACAAGCUACGAAUUAGACUCCCGCGUCGUUCUAGAACAGUUUCAGCCGCCCCAACCGCGAGAAUUUCACGACCGAGAACUCGUAGUGGAGGAGAUGGAACAGAUUUACGUCCAAAAGAAUGGAUUGACUUCGAGGACGUUCCCGAGCGACGGAAGCAGCCGAAGCGUAUACAGACCCUGCCCGCCGGGGCGGUGGCCACGACGCCUUCGGAGGAGACGCCGGGCUCCACGGGCGGUCUCGUCUUCAGCUACGUGGAGCCCGAGCACUGCCGCUGUGAGUGCCACGGACACGCGCGCGCCGAUGACCAACUACCUUUGUUGCAUGACCAACAGCAGACAACUGAAAUUAGUACCUCCCCGGUAGACCACGAGGCGCAGGUGGGGCUGAGUCUCCAGAUGGCGCCGUUCGACGUUGUUCUCGACUUGCAUCGUGAGCAAAACUUAAAUAGAGAGACUCCAUCGGGAUCUAUACGGCAAUGACGACGCAAACGUGGCGCGCAUUCACACAUGUCGGCCAACAUGCUCGGCCACUGAUCGGAUGUCGAACGCUCAUGAAAACACAGCGCAUUCCUAUGCACCAAAAAGUAUAUUGAAUGUUUUAUAAAUUAUACUCUCUAUUGACUCGUAAGAGAUGUUAUCAUUUUUGAGAUGUAAAUUUACCCGGUUCAUUAGAUAUACCUAUUUAUAGCAUCGUUUAUAACUAACUCUCUCCUAUUAGCCAGCGUUGGAUUUUUGCAUUUUCUAAUGUUUAAUGUAUCCGAGUUAGGUGCGUUUUAUGAAUGAACGUAAUUUUAUUGUAUUCAGUUUUGUAAAGUAAAAAAAAAUGUUAUAGGUAGGUACACAGUCAAAAAACUGCCUUGCAGUGUUCCUUAUCUAUAUUGUGAUAUUUAUUUUUUUAAUAUUUCACCUAAAUAUUGUUUCUUUUUAGUCUCAUGCAAGGAACUAUCGCUCAGACAUUGAUAUUGCCCGGAACAGCUAAACUACUACCUACUUAAAUAGACUCUAUAAAACUUAAAAGUACAUUGGUAUUUUUCAUCUUAAAUCGAUGUUUUUAAUGAACUGAAAAAGAAAAAAAAAGUCAAAAACGAAAUAACAUUUUUUUUCUGCCUAUUUAAAUUGUAUUUAAGUACUUUAUAUUUCUCAGUUUUUUUUUCUUCUAAUGUUUUAGUGUGUCGGAAAUACGUAAUUGUUUAUGUACCAUAAGGCAGGCGUCCAUUGGCCCGCACCGCACUCAACGGAUUUAAUUUUACAAAGUUUUAUUUAAAAACAUUAAUCAUACAAAGCUGAUGAUAUCACACAAUGCUGCGUCCACUAUCCGUGCCGCCCGCACGCAAUGCCGGCAUUUAUGAGCAAAAUAAAUUCUAAAAUCUAAAUCUAAAAAUACAAACCAAAAUAAAAUCUGUUGCGUCACGUGCGCGCGGUGCAUCCAGCGCGGGCCAAUGGACGCGUACCUUUACUUGUACCUAGUUUCAAAUUAGCCAAUAUUUUUGUGAUGUUUAGGUAGUCAGUCACGUUAAAGAAUUGAAAGCGUAUUGAUUAUUGUUAGAAAUGACCACUUCCAUAGACGUUCAUAGUUUCGAUCGUUCAAUACCUGUACAAUAUGUUGAAUACUGCAUCUGACGAUAUUAUAAAAUUUACGCAAAUUUCACAACAAAAAAUCGUAUACGCUAUAUAUAUCACAAAAUCCUUUGACGUGCAUGGUGAAAAGGCCCGCUCCCGGAGCCGUAAUUGAAAACAAUAACUAUUUGCUGAAUCUAAAUUGUUUUUAUUAAAUUCCGAAAUGGCGAACCCGUAAACCACAAAUAAAAACGUAAGUAGCGCUCACUGCGCUUAGUGCGAGUUUUUUAACCUAGCGGCAAACGUAGGCAAACGUUCCAACUCCAUACAAAUUUGAGUUAACUUUUACGUUAUCGAGAAAGUUAAAAACUCGAACUAAGCACACUGGCGCCAUCCGUGUUAAACAAAACUAAACCCUGCACGUCACCAAGAGCCUACACAUACAUUCGGAUAGUGGUAAAACUUUUACAAUGUACACAGCUGUAUUGGAUGACGUAAGGUAUACCAAAUCCGGGGGUGAAAGCGUAUUUGGCUUUAAGCGACAUUUUUGCAACUUUACAGGAAAGCCAUUUGAAGUUUAAAAUUUGGAAAAAUUGCCAUCACAAAAAAACUACUCCAUCUAUUUGAAUGGAGUAAACAUAAUUGAAGUUCGGUUAACACCAGCGAACCGAUGGUAAUACCAAAUAAAACGCACCGUUAAUUACAAAGAUAAAUGUAGCGUAGAGAAAUGUCGCUUGAACCAAAUACUCAUUCAACCCUCGAAGUAAUUUUUCGUUGUCUUAUGGUCAAUCCCACCAAUUUUCUGUACACGCAUUAAAAUUAGUAAAAUGUAGCGUUGUCUAAGUCCCCUGAAGCAUACCAAUAAAUAAUCUAUAUUGAAUGCAAUGAAAAAGAUUCGGUAAAAUACAAUUUUUUAUCAAUGAUUUUUAGUGACAUUAAUAACUGGCAACUUCGGCAACAUGGCGAUUUCGAUAAAAUUUCUGUAUUCAAUAUUAAAUCGGAAUGCUAUUACUCAUUAUUGCGCAGCUUGCCUGAGAAUAUUAAUUCUACUAGUGAUUUUUCUCGGAACUCUAAUUAAAAUCCAAAUGACAACAUCAAAAGUUUUAGCGGGAAAGUGAAUGUUAAAACUACGUGGAAAAUUUUAUAUUUGAAAAAUGUAAAUUGUUGCGUUGGAAAUAGAUCCCAAUUUAAAUGAAUGUUUUAAAUUGUAAUCCUGUAAAUCAAUUAUUUAGGAUAAAGUUGUGAAUCAAGUUCCAAUAGUUUAUAUAUAUCGUCAACGAUAACUAUUGUCUAUAUAAAAGAGUAUUUCCUACAUAGGCUAUUUAAGAUAGAAACCUCGUCCCUUUGCCAAGUGGAGUAAUUUCUAAACUUCUGAAUUUUAUCGAAGACGUUAAAAUGUUCAAAAUACUACAUAUUGUUACAAGCACAUAACAAAUCAAAUAUUUAAAUAGAAUUAGGUUAAAUAAUAAAUUGUGAUGGGGUUUUAUUCUCAAGGCUCAAAAUUUCAAAUGCUGCCAUUUAGCAAAAUUUUAUUAGUAUUUUAUCUAUUUACAUAGAGACAUGGCGUGUAUGAAUGUAAUAAGAACAGCGCAAAGUUAUGCAUUUAUUUAUUCUUAUUCUUGUGUACCUCGAGAUUUUUCUUAUAUUCUGAAGCCAUGGUAAGGUACCAUGAUAACUGAUGUAAAUUGUUCGAAAAUCAUAUCAUAAACGUGAUAUAAAAUCCAUUUUAAAACAUAUUUACUUUUCGGUUCAUAUUAUCCGAGUGAACUUCAUUAAUCUGAUUUAAUUUUCAAAAUAAUGUCUAAGAUUAGCACAUGAGUUACAGGUAUCAUUACAAGUUACAACCCCCAUCUUAAAAUAAGGUGACCUGUGAGUUUUGUUAACUACAAUCGCUAAUAAAUUAAGCCCGCAAAAUUAUAAUUUGCACUGGUGGUAGGACUUCUUGUGAGUCCGCACGCGUAGGUACCACCACCUCGCUUAAUCUGCCGUGAAACAGUAAUGCGCUUCGGUUUGAAGGGUGGGGCAGCCGUUGUAACUAUACUGAGACCUUUGCUUGAAAUGGGUGUGCGCAUUUACGUUGUAGAUUUCUAAGGGCUCCAGUAGCCGGUUAAUACCAGGCGGGCUGUGAGCUCGUCCACCCAUUUAAGCAAUAAAAAAAAAAGAUUCUAAUUUAGAGCAUAUUUUUUCAGUCUUAAGACUUCUCAACGUGGAUACAUGGUACUUCAUAGCUCUUAAUCGUUCGACUUUACCAUGGUUUCAUAUCUAUUUUCCUCAUUUUAAUACUAAACUAAUUAUUACUGCUUUUGCUCUAUACUAUUGUUACUUCGCAUGUUUACUUAGCGAAUAGUUUCAUAGAAAUAAUUUACGUAACGCAAUAAUAUCCUGUAAGAAAAUGUACCUAAACGUUUAAAAAUUCUAUCGAUUUAGACAAAAGUCUGAUAUGUGAGAAAAAAAAUAUGAAUUUUGCUUUCAUAA
Molecule: messenger RNA, 7130 nt
Organism: Bombyx mori (domestic silkworm)
Lineage: Eukaryota; Metazoa; Arthropoda; Insecta; Lepidoptera; Bombycidae
Product: titin
Exons: 6
Coding region: 342-3578 (1078 amino acids)
Source: RefSeq, a predicted model, not a curated record